This is a messenger RNA of Kickxella alabastrina, 1562 nucleotides long. RefSeq lists its product as uncharacterized. The transcript is spliced from 8 exons. The record is from RefSeq and is a predicted model, not a curated record. NCBI's taxonomy places the organism in Eukaryota, Fungi, Kickxellomycota, Kickxellomycetes, Kickxellales, Kickxellaceae. The coding region runs from base 359 to 1282 and encodes 307 amino acids.
UUUUUUCUCCUCCUCUAUUCACAUUUUUUAUUUUAAUAUCGACCAUCCUCUUUUUUCACCUCAACAUGACUGCGCUUUCGAUAUUCCAAACUCUCCCCUGGCACAUUAUUGAGUCGGUUGUUGAAUUCCAUAUUAACACGUUUACUAUAAAUUACAAUUCCACAAAACUCUUGCGGCGUCUAUUCUCCACAGCUGCCAUGGAUGGCGCUCUACUUUUAUUAGGAAAACGUGCAGCUUAUCCAUCUAGACUUUAGAAAUCAUUUACCCUUUCAUUUUCAUUUUCAUUCCCAAUUGGCCAAGAGCCCUUAAACAGCCAGAUAUUCUGGAAGGCUGUUUCGUAAAAGCUGUCCUUGUUCAUAUGGAUAUGUUGAAUUUAAUUAUGGAUGAUGAGGAGUUGUUUCAAGGAGUGAACGGAAUUACCAUUCGGCAAAUUUGUACCAGUGUAUAUUAUCCUCGUGGCCUAACAUCUGCUGUGCCUUCGGGCCGGAAUGUGGCAUCGCUGAAAACUCUUUCUUUGAGAUACCUGAUAUACAGACAGCAACCGCACUGGAGCUCCGUCAUAUAUCAAUACUUGGAGUCUUUUGAGCAUAUAUUCAGAGACAACCCGGAUGUAUCGGCUGUAUUGGAAUCACCAGCAGCAGCGGCGGUGUCACAACCCACAAAUACGAUCAUUUACUUUCCCGCACUCAAAUCUUUCAAACUCAGUGGCCCUUAUCCGUUUGUUGAUGAUGCUCCGUUCAGAGGCAACAGCCGGACGCUAGAGAGACUGGAUAUCAACAUUAAUGAGCUUAUUGACAUUGCAGACAAAUUCUGCAUUUUUACAGGCUGCAAAUUCUCAAGCGUGCAGUACAUUGGUCUAACAUAUGUUACUCCAUACCUUAUUACCAGACAAGACCUGGAAACGAGAUUUCGGGAUCUCGAACCGUUGCAAGUCAUAGAAUUUCCAAUAUUGUCGCUGGAGUUUGCGGACAUUGUUGCUAUUAUGCGACAUGCGCCUUAUUUCCAAAAGCUGAGUUGCUUGCCAACAAAUGUUGCGCCAAAGAUUUGGCGCCAUGUCAAUGGCAUCAGUGCAUUUCCGUGGUUGACGCUUAACACCGGAAGCAGGACAAUGACAAUGAAUGGUCGCGCUCAUUACCAUGCCUGUCCGCAGUUCAUAGGAGUGAAGCUCAGCCUCUUUGACAGAAGAAAAUACAAGAACAUCGAUCGGUUGGCUGGCUAUAAAUAUUUAUCCGAGUUUGCAGAGCGCUUCAAAUUAUUUAGUUUUAGAUUCCCUUUUAUUUGAAUUAGUAUGUACAAGCCAUCGCACAAGUACUUCAGAUGACGUGCGGGGAUUAUCGACAUGAGCACAGACACGCAUGCCAACUGAUCAAUGCAAGGGAAUGCCGGCGAUUGCGUGCCAUUUUGACUGGUCAAGAAAAAAUGGCAAUUUUUUUGGAUGCAAAUCGCCUAAUCCUAAAUAUUUAUUAUUCCAACUCAACAAAAAGAAAAAAAUCUUUUCAAAAAUUUUUGAACACAAAAUUUUCUCGUCGUUUUUUUGCGCCCGCGCGUCCUUCUUUUGUUCU